Molecule: messenger RNA, 3421 nt
Organism: Epinephelus lanceolatus (giant grouper)
Lineage: Eukaryota; Metazoa; Chordata; Actinopteri; Perciformes; Serranidae
Source: RefSeq, a predicted model, not a curated record
AACCAUAUAGCUGCUCUGAGUGUGGGAAAAGAUUUUCUUGGUCAGGUCAUCUGAAGGCACACAUGAGAUUUCAUACAGGAGAAAGACCAUUUAGCUGCUCUGAGUGUGGGAAAACAUUUUCUCAGUCGAGUGCUCUGAAGGCACACAUGAUAACUCACACAGGAGAAAAACCACAUAGCUGUUCUGAGUGUGGGAAAAGAUUUUCUCUGUCAAAUAAUCUGAAGAUACACAUGAAAACUCAUACAGGAGAAAAACCGUUUAGCUGUUCCGAGUGUGGGAAAAGAUUUUCUCGAACAGGUCAACUGAAGACACACAUGAGAUUUCAUACAGGAGAAAAACCAUUUACCUGCUCUGAGUGCGGUAAAAGAUUUUCUCAGUCAGGUGCUCUGAAAACACACAUGAGAUUUCAUACAGGAGAAAAACCAUUUAGCUGCUCUGAGUGUGGUAAAAGAUUUUCUCAGUCAGGUGCUCUGAAGGCACACAUGAGAUAUCAUACAGGAGAAAAACCAUUUAGCUGCUCUGAGUGUGGGAAAAGAUUUUAUCAGUCAUGGUGUCUGAAGACACACAUGAGAGUUCAUACAGGAGAAAAACCAUUUAGCUGCUCUGAGUGUGGGAAAAGGUUUUCUUUGGCAGGUCAUCUGAAGACACACAUGAGAUCUCAUGCUGGAGAAAAACCAUUUAGCUGCUCUGAGUGUGGUAAAAAAUUUUCAGAGUCUGGUACUCUGAAGGUACACAUGAGAACUCAUGCUGGAGAACGACCAUUUAGCUGCUCUGAGUGUGGGAAAAGAUUUACUCGGUCAGGUGAUCUGAAGGCACACAUGAGAACUCAUUCAGGAGAAAAACCAUUUACCUGCUCUGUGUGUGGGAAAAGAUUUUCUCAAACAGGAUAUCUGAAAAGACACAUGACAACUCAUACAGGAGAAAAACCAUUUACCUGCUCUGAAUGUGGGAAAGGAUUUUCUCGAACAGGUCAUCUGAAGAGACACGUGACAACUCAUACAGGAGUAAUACCAUAUAGCUGCUCUGAGAUUUCCUCAAACAGGCCUUUCAAGCUGCUCUUUCUGCUGCUGCUGCUGCUGCUGCUGCUGCUGUCUGGCUGUGCUUCCAUACGUGGGGCUUUAUGGGAGUUGCCUGGCACUGCCUCUGCUCCCUCAGGUGUGGUCCUGCUGCUCAGUAACGCCUCCAUCUUCUCCACCUCUCGGGAACCAGCCAGGAACUCAGAUCCAGAUACACAUUUACAACCUGAGACUGAUGACAGUGAUGAUGAUUGGACAGAGACCAGAGAACCUCAGUCAGGUUUAAACUCUCUUAGAAAUGAUGAAGACACCGUCAGUGACUUGAAAUGUAGUGCUGAUGAGAAACAAUUUACCUGCUCUGAGUGUGGGAAAAGAUUUUCUCAAGUAAGUUAUCUGAAGGCACACAUGAGAACUCACACAGGAGAAAAACCAUAUAGCUGCUCUGAGUGUGGGAAAAGAUUUUGUAGAAGUGGAGUUCUGAAAACACACAUGAGAACUCACACAGGAGAAAAACCAUAUAGCUGCUCUGAGUGUGGGAAAAGAUUUUCUUGGUCAGGUCUUCUGAAAGUACACAUGACAUCUCAUACAGGAGAAAAACCAUAUAGCUGCUCUGAGUGUGGGAAAAGAUUUUCUUGGUCAGGUCAUCUGAAAGUACACAUGACAUCUCAUACAGGAGAAAGACCAUUUAGCUGCUCUGAGUGUGGGAAAAGAUUUUCUCAAACAGGUCAUCUGAAGACACACAUGAUAACUCACACAGGAGAAAAACCAUAUAGCUGCUCUGAGUGUGGGAAAAGAUUUUCUUGGUCAGGUCAUCUGAAGGUACACAUGACAUCUCAUACAAGAGAAAGACCAUUUAGCUGCUCUGAGUGUGGGAAAAGAUUUUGUAGAAGUGGAGUUCUGAAAACACACAUGAGAAUUCACACAGGAGAAAAACCAUAUAGCUGUUCUGAGUGCGGGAAAAGAUUUUCUUGGUCAGGUCAUCUGAAGGUACACAUGACAUCUCAUACAGGAGAAAGACCAUUUAGCUGCUCCGAGUGUGGGAAAAGAUUUUCUCAGUCGAGUGCUCUGAAGGCACACAUGAGAUCUCACACAGGAGAAAAACCAUAUAACUGCUCUGAGUGUGGGAAAAGGUUUUCUCAGUCGAGUGCUCUGAAAACACACAUGAGAACUCACACAGGAGAAAAACCAUAUAGUUGUUCUGAAUGUGGGAAAAGAUUUUCAGAGGCAGGUACUCUGAAGGCACACAUGAGAACCCAUACAGGAGAAAGACCAUUUAGCUGCUCUGAAUGUGGGAAAGGAUUUUCUCAAACAGGUCAUCUGAAGACACACAUGAUAACUCAUACAGGAGAAAAACCAUUUACCUGCUCUCAGUGUGGGAAAGGAUUUUUUUCGUCAGGUGAUCUGAAAAGACACAUGAUAACUCAUACAGGAGAAAAACCAUUUACCUGCUCUGAGUGUGGGAAAGGAUUUUCUCAAACAGGUCAUCUGAAGAGACACAUGACAACUCAUACAGGAGUAAAACCAUAUAGCUGUUCUGAUUGUGGGAAAAAGAUGGAAACAGAAUCAGAUGGAGAGGACUGUGGAGGACCAGAACCAGCCAGGAACUCAGAUCCAGACACAUAUUUACAACCUGAGACUGAUGACAAGACUGGAGAGUCUUCUGAAUCUGAGACUGAUGAUAGUGACGAUGAUUGGAAAGAGACCAGUUAAUCUCAGUCAUGUUUUUGCUGUGAACUUGUAGCUUCCUGUCAGUUGUUAGCAGUUAGCAGAAGGUUAAACUGUUACUGCGGCGCCUUUUAAAUGUCAGUAUUUUUUCACUGUAAGCUGAUAACAAAUUUAUGCCUCUCCAGUUCAUGUAUUUAUACUAUUUGCCAGUCGCAUUGGAGCUCCAUGGUCACAAAACUGCGAGUCACAGUUUGGAUCUCUCCUGGUCACACUGUCGUUUAGCUCAUUAAGUUCAACUCUUACAGCUGCGCUGCUAAACAUGGAUGAUUUAUUCAUAACGAUAGCAGAGUACGAGGAGGAACUUUGUCGAUCAAAAGAGGAGAAUGAGCGUCAGCAGAAACUACUGGACGCUGUUUUCAACCCUCAGCUUCGGUUACACAGAGCAGGUUUGUUCAUUAAACAUUACAAGUUCAUUAUUAAUAAUAUAACUACAGCUUUGUUCAAUAAAUAUUCAGUCUGUUGACGUUUAAAAGCCAUGUUAGCUUCUCUGGUGCCGUUAGCAUCUCUGGUGUCCUUAGCUUCUCUGGUGCCGUUAGCUAUUUCUACUUCUGGCUGUCAUGUUUUUUUUUCUUUGGAUAUGAAUAGGACAAACAUGCUCUUUAACAAUUUAGCAGGAUUUCUUAACUCAUAAGGGACACAAGUAACGUGUUUACUUCCUGUAAAUAAAGCAGUAAAUCUGA